Molecule: messenger RNA, 1429 nt
Organism: Papaver somniferum (opium poppy)
Lineage: Eukaryota; Viridiplantae; Streptophyta; Magnoliopsida; Ranunculales; Papaveraceae
Product: auxin efflux carrier component 5-like
Exons: 5
Coding region: 210-1280 (356 amino acids)
Biological process (GO): auxin export across the plasma membrane; auxin polar transport
Cellular component (GO): endoplasmic reticulum; plasma membrane
Molecular function (GO): auxin efflux transmembrane transporter activity
Source: RefSeq, a predicted model, not a curated record
CUACCAAUUCUCCAGUUGACAACAACUCCAUUUUGUGACCAUUAAUGACUAUAUAAGGCAUAGAGUCAUACUUGCAAAUCAUUCCCAACGAUUAUAUCUAUCACCCCGUUAUUUUCUUCUAUAUAUAAGUUGUGUCCAAAAUAGUGCAAAUCGAAUUCCCACCUUCUUCUUCCUCCUCCCAUUACAUAAAUAUUCAAGAACCCUGAAAAAUGAUGAUCGGAAUGGGUGAUAUAUACAAGGUUGUAGUAGCCAUGACACCUUUAUAUGUUGCAUUAAUUCUAGGCUAUGGUUCAGUAAAAUGGUGGAAAAUGUUUUCUCGCGAGCAAUGUGACGCGAUUAAUAAAUUCGUUUGUUACUUUACUUUACCACUCUUCACAUUCCAUUUCACUUCUCAAGUUGAUCCAUUCGGAUGGAAUUACAAAUUUCUAGCUGCUGAUGCAAUAUCCAAAGUCAUAAUUGUUAUUGUUUUAAUUGCAUGGGCUAAAGGAAGUAGUAACGGAUGUUAUACUUGGUUAAUAACAAGUUUCUCAUUAUCAACUUUAACUAAUUCUUUGGUCGUAGGAGUUCCCAUGUUAAAAGCCAUGUAUGGUGAUAUUGGAGUUAAUAUUGUUGUUGAAAGUACUGUCUUCCAGGGGAUAGUCUGGUUAUCGGUUCUUUUGUUCGUUUUAGAGAUUCGUAACGCAAAUGAUUCUUCUUCGAGUGUAAAUAUUCUCGAUUCUCAGAUGGUUAACGAUUUAGAAAGAAAUGACAAUUCGGCUUCGGUUACUACCGUACCUAGUAGACCUUCAUUUUUGUCUAUGAUGAAGACUGUUUGCGUUAAGCUUAUUCUUAAUCCUAAUGCUCAAGCCAGUGUCAUUGGCAUCACUUGGGCUUUUAUCUCAAGUAGGUGGCAUAUCGAAAUGCCGAUAAUCAUCGAGCGAUCCGUGUUGAUUAUGUCGAAAGCAGGAAUCGGCUCAGCUAUGUUCAGUAUGGGUCUUUUUACUGCACUGCAAGAAAAAAUUCUGGCAUGCGGGGUGCGCUUAACGUUGUUCGGUUUGGUAUUAAGGUUUAUUGCAGGACCAGCUGCCAUGGCAAUGGGAUGUUUGGCCGUUGGCCUGCGCGGUGAUGUUUUGCGUGUAGCAGUUGUCCAAGCAGCUUUACCACAAGCAAUCGCAUCGUUCAUCUACGCGAAGGAGUACGGGUUGCAUGCGGACGUGCUUAGCACUGCGGUGAUAGUUGGAAUGAUCGUUUCCCUACCUGUCUUAAUUGUUUACUUCAUAGCUCUGGGUUUUUUUAUUUGACAAUGUUUUUUUUUCUUUUUGUUACCAGAGGUUUUAACAUUUCCGGUUGGUGUUGAGAUGUAAUCUACGUGGCAUGUAAUAAUUGCGUAUGUAAUGUAACUUGGGUAUGAGAACACUUAAUGAAUGUGUUUAUUCAUAUUAGUUUAAAA